Messenger RNA from Onychostoma macrolepis, 1145 nucleotides. It is a transcript of the gene echdc3, whose product is annotated as enoyl CoA hydratase domain containing 3. Gene Ontology annotation, molecular function: hydro-lyase activity. The record is from RefSeq and is a predicted model, not a curated record. NCBI's taxonomy places the organism in Eukaryota, Metazoa, Chordata, Actinopteri, Cypriniformes, Cyprinidae. The transcript has 5 exons. Gene Ontology annotation, cellular component: mitochondrion. Bases 61 to 951 code for a protein of 296 amino acids.
UCCGCGUAUCCGGUGGUGCAGAAGUCCUCUAUACUCUGCUCAUUUCAACGAUAAUUAAAUAUGAUUUUAGGCGGAUUUUACAAAGCGUCAAACCUUGUGAAGUGCUUCGGGGUGUCUUGGAGGAUCUUGAGGAGGAAGAUGAGCGCUGAUUCUUCAUCUCUGACCCUCAGAGAGCAGCAGGACGGAAUCAGGAGGAUCGUCCUGAAUAACCCUGAGAAGAGGAACGCUCUGUCUCUGGCGAUGCUGGAGUCUCUGAGAGAGAACCUGCAGACAGACUCACACUCAGACGAUCUGCGCGUCAUCAUCAUAUCAGCGCGGGGCCCCGUGUUCUCCGCCGGUCACGACCUGAAGGAGCUGAGAGCCGCUCGGGGCCGAGACCAUCACAGCAGGGUGUUCCAGACCUGCUCAGAGGUCAUGACCCUGAUCCAGGACAUCCCAGUGCCGGUCAUCGCUAUGGUGAACGGUGUUGCCACGGCGGCGGGUUGCCAGUUAGUGGCCAGCUGUGAUAUCGCUAUAGCGUCGGAUAAAUCCACUUUCGCUACACCUGGAGUCAACGUAGGCCUGUUCUGCUCCACACCUGGAGUGGCCAUAGGACGAGCGGUGCCUAGAAAGGUUGCAAUGGAGAUGCUGUUGACGGGCCGCCCCGUCUCGGCUCGGGACGCUCUGCUGCAUGGUUUGGUCAGUAAGGUGGUGCUGGAGGAGCAGCUGGAGCAGGAGACGCUGGCCGUGGCCCGGCGGGUGUGUGAGAGCAGUCGGCCCGUGGUGGCUCUGGGGAAGGCCGUGUUUCACAGACAGAUGACUCUGGGCCGGGACGCAGCCUACGCCUCUGCUGCCGAAGCCAUGCUGGAGAACCUGACCCUGCGGGACACUCAGGAGGGCAUCCGGGCGUUCCUGGAGAAACGCAAGCCUGUGUGGAGCAACACUGAUGCUGUGGACACAAACACUCGCUGAGCCACAGAAACACUCAAACUCUGUCCGUCUGCAGAUUCAGUCCAUGCUGUUUGUGCCUUAAACACAUUCAUCACGUGGAAUGCCUAAAAAUAAUUAUUAUUAUAACCAUGUGAACUCUAAUUCUAAAAAAGACUGAAAUAUAUUACUGUUGUAAAUUACAAUUGUACUGUAAAAUAAAAAUGAAUAUUUGAUAA